UUCUUAACCUCAAGAAUCUAUCAAAAGCCUCCAUAAUCCAAGCUUCCCACGGAAAGAGCAGAAUAAUCCAAGAACACCAAAAGCCUAGCUUAAUUUGACGGAAAGGGAAAUAAGAAUUACUGGAGACAACACAUCAAAAAGACUCUUCUACUACUUACACAAUUACAUCAGACAUCUCCCGCAACUAUUGCGCGAAGACCUUGGAUUAAAAUGACUUCAAUGUAUCCACCGAUUUCUCCUACUAUGAGUAGGAAGAAAGCUCUUGUUGUUACUGGUAAGCCAAUUGUUGAGAGCUGCUUUCAAAUCUACAUGGAUAGUUAUUAAAAAAAACUACUUUUUGCAGACCCGCCAAAGUUCGAUCUUGAAAGCUAUAUUUCGAAUUAUAGAGGUAAGGUCAUGCAUGUAUUUUCUGCUGUGUAGGAUUUUAUAGAGUUCUGUCACUAAUAUUUCCUCUUGUUUAGGCCGGACCAGACUUGAGCGACUCUAUCUCAUCGGUGUAACCUCUACCUUCCUUGGUGUCGAAGCUCUAAAAAUCUUAAUCAAGGAAGCAAAGCAAGGAAAGGAUGUCACAAUUUAUAUGGAUGCUUGUGCUGCUUUGACGAAGAUUGCGCCAAAUGAACCGGAGGCUUUUAGAGAUGAUCAAUGGAUUGAUGCUACCAAUAAGUCGAAUGCUGCAGAGGCUGCACGUUUGGAAGCACAGUUGAAGGGCUAUAAGAAUAACUUGAUUAAGGAAAGCACUCGUGUAAGUCACCUCCCUUAUUUUCUAUGGCAGUCUUAACUUGAAGUUCCACUGGCUAAUGAUUUUUAAACAGAUGGGAAAUGAAGAUCUAGGUAAACAUUAUGAAGCUACAGGUCAACUUGCACUCGCUUUCGACGCUUAUUCUCGUAUGCGACAAGAUAUCAGUAUUCCAAGACACGUAAUUGACGUUUGCAAACACAUCAUUGAAGUCUCUAUUGAGAGAAAGGAAUAUAUCGCAGUUCUUUCCAACGUUCAGAAGAUGAGAGGAACAUCUAUUGGACCAGAUGAUGAUCAGGUCAUCAAACCAUUUUGUCAUGUAGCUGAAGGUAUCGCACAAAUGCAUGCCGGACAAUAUGCUAUGGCUGCACAAACUUUCUUACAAGUACCUCCAGGGGUGGCUGGAAAUUACUAUACAAUUGUCAGUGCUAAUGAUGUUGCUGUCUACGGAGGUCUUUGCGCUUUGGCUACCAUCGAGCGUAAUGAUUUGCAAAAAUCAGUUCUCGAAAACUCGGAUUUCCGCGCCUAUCUCGAAUUAGAGCCACAUAUUCGUCGUGCCAUUCAAGCAUUUGUUGGUAGCAAGUACUCUACAUGUUUGGAGAUUCUUGAGUCUUACAAAGCUGAUUAUCUACUUGAUAUUCACUUGCAAAAGCAUGUUGAUGAGCUUUAUACUCGUGUUAGGAGCAAGAGUAUAGUUCAAUACUUUAUUCCAUUCAGCUGUGUUACAUUUGAGACACUGAACAAGAACUUCGCUCCACCUGGAAAGACUAUUGAAAAGGAGUUGGCAGAGAUGAUCAAAUGUGGUGAGCUGGAUGCUCGUAUUGAUCUCGUUGCUAAAGUAUGUUAACUUUCAUCUGUUUUUUAUAUCCUCCUUCAAUUCUUAUACUUUCACCUCUUUCCCAAUCCAUCAUGCUAACAUAUACCAAUUAGACCCUCAUAUCAACACCUAAAGCCACCCGUCAAGAAAUCCAACAAGAAGCUCUUAAGACAGCAAAGCAAGUCGAACGUGAAGCUAGACAACAUUUACUACGUAUGAAUAUCAUUGCUUCAGAUAUGGAGGUCAGAGCAUCUAGAGAAAGUGGUAGACGAGGUAUAGGUGGCGGAAUGACUGGAGAAUUAUUUGGUGGUGUUUGAGAAAAUACCGGAUGAUGAUAUAAUGAUAUUAGAUGAUACGAUAUGAUGACGAAAAUGGCGUUUAUGAUUAAAAGAGGCUGAUACUGAUUUGGUUCGGCGUCUAUGGUUCAGAGUGUAUCGGAUUCCGGAAGGGAAUUUGGUAGAUAUACAAAUGCGGCAUGGUAUGGUAGUUAUGAGUCUUUUGUAUUUCUUUAUUCUCUCUUCUUCUUUCUUUCUUUUUUCUUUCGUUUGAGAGAUAGUUAAAAGAGAUGAGUAGAUAAUUAUUAUUUAUUAGAUAUAGAGGAAUAUUAUAACCUUGAUUAUUU
Molecule: messenger RNA, 2175 nt
Organism: Sclerotinia trifoliorum
Lineage: Eukaryota; Fungi; Ascomycota; Leotiomycetes; Helotiales; Sclerotiniaceae
Source: the annotation of a GenBank genome assembly